This is a messenger RNA of Brienomyrus brachyistius, 938 nucleotides long. RefSeq names its product dynactin 3 (p22) (gene dctn3). Gene Ontology annotation, cellular component: dynactin complex. Bases 132 to 695 code for a protein of 187 amino acids. Gene Ontology annotation, biological process: cytoskeleton-dependent cytokinesis. Lineage: Eukaryota; Metazoa; Chordata; Actinopteri; Osteoglossiformes; Mormyridae. The record is from RefSeq and is a predicted model, not a curated record. The transcript has 7 exons.
GAAUCAGGCUGCAGAACCCGGAAGUAGGUCGUCGGGAUUGUUUAUCGGUCCACCAUCUUUUAUGCGAUACUAUUCGUCUGCUUUCUUUUCACUGCGCUUUGCUGCAGCUUCCUUUACCUGUCAGGGCUGGGAUGAUGGAAGGGUGUGACAAGUUUCAGGACUUAGAAACGCGCGUCCAGGAGCUGGAAAAACGCGUGUACGGGGAACGGGGAGGACGAAAUAAGACGUUGAAGCUUGCCGAUUCGGUUACGAAGAUCCAGACAGGGCUUGCAAACACGGCCAACAAGAGGGAACGAGUUAAAAUUUUGCACAAAAAGAUUGAAGACCUCAUGAGGUAUUUGGACCCACAAUUCACUGACAGCAUUGCUGUCCCUGACUCAAUGAAGCUAGAAUUCAUCUUAGCUGAGGAACAGUUCCUGCUGUCACAGGCUGCUCUCCUGGAGCAGGUCAGCACUCUCCAGCCCCUCCUGGACAGCAGCCACAUUAAAGCUGUUCCGGAGCAUGCCACCAGACUGCAGCGGCUCUCCCAGAUCCACAUCAGGCAGCAGGACCAGAGUGAGGCACUUUCCGAGGAGGUGAAGAAGCAGUUUGAAGAUUACAACAAGACAAUGUUCCUGCUCUCCAAGCAGUUCACCCAGUGGGAUGAGUCGUUGCGGCAGCUAGAGGGCGCCAAGCAGGUGAAGCCGGUGGACUAGCGGUGGGGGCUGAGCAACCGCCACCUCAGCCUCUGUCACCCACUGCCCUUUCGACCCCCACCAAUGCAAAUCGCUGCAGCAAAUAAUGCAAACCUGGCAAAUAAAUCUCUGCAGUCAGUAUUGUUUCUGUGCAGUUUGAGUAAGUCUUUUAAUGGGCAAAUAUGACAUGUUAUUUAAAGUAAAUAGGCAUCAGAUCUGUUUACCCUUUGCACCUAUUCAUUAAAGUGUGAACGUGCACGCUGA